Pistacia vera is the source of this 354-nucleotide messenger RNA. RefSeq names its product glycine-rich cell wall structural protein 1-like. Lineage: Eukaryota; Viridiplantae; Streptophyta; Magnoliopsida; Sapindales; Anacardiaceae. The transcript is spliced from 2 exons. The record is from RefSeq and is a predicted model, not a curated record. Bases 1 to 354 code for a protein of 117 amino acids.
AUGGCCCGAUCACAGCGUGAAAGUUGUCAGUGUUGUCAAAGUGCCUCAAGCCAGGAAAGGGGUUUCCCUAGUGUUGCGCAAUGGAAAUGUGAGAUUUCAUUUAAGCUGAAGGUGAUAGAAGAGGUAGUAGGUGGAGGUGGAGGCUUUGGUGGUGGAGGAGGAGGAGAUGUUGGAGGUGGUUUAGGUAAAGGUGGAGGCUUUGGAGUUGGGGGCGGUUUUUGUGGCGGGGCUGGAGGUGAUAUUGAUGGUGGUGGUGGAGUAGAAGGAGGAGGUGGAGUUAGUGGUUCUUGUGGCCACGAUAGAGGCUUCGAUGUUGGAGGAGGAGGUGAUGGUGGUAGGGUGGAGGUGGAGUAA